Molecule: messenger RNA, 2348 nt
Organism: Paramecium sonneborni
Lineage: Eukaryota; Ciliophora; Oligohymenophorea; Peniculida; Parameciidae
Source: the annotation of a GenBank genome assembly
AAAUUAUGUCUUAAAACUAGAAACCAUUUCUAAAUGGAUCUCCUUACACUAGUUAAAAAUAAUUGUAUUUAGGAUAAGGAUUUAUAUAACCAUAAGUAAUAAAAUAAAUUUAUAGAAGCAAUUUCCAACAAAGGUUGUUGUUCCAUCAAUUAACAUUUAACUAAAAAAUCAUGUAACUUUAAAUGUCGUUAAAAGUGGAAGUCUCACACAAAGAGAGGACAAGGUUAAAUAAAAUGAUUAAAAUUAACCUUAAAAAAAAUAACUACCAAUAACAAAGUUUAAUAAUGCUGUUAAUAACAAUUAUGUGUCUAGUUAUUAUUAAAACUACUUAUCAAAUGCUUCAAAGUUAAACUCAAAAACUUAGAACUCUAAAGAAUUAUAGUAAAAAGAUGAAUAAAGGAAAAAUACCUUUGAAGAGAGACAUAGUGUUAAACCAUCAAAACCUAAAUCCACAGAACAGUAAAGCAAGAAUCCUAAAUUAUCAACUGAACCAUCUUAAAAUCAUAAGAGUACAUCAUCUUAAAAUAUUAUGAAUUUGUUGAAUAAAAUUUAAUAACCAAAAGAUGAUCAUAAUAGAGCCAAAAGUCCAGUAACUUCAUCUGUGGACUUUAACUUUAAAUAAUUACUGUAACAAUAUUAAAAAACCCUAUCUAAUGGAUAAACUAGAGCUAAAAGUAAUGAUUAAGCCAAGGAAGUAAAUUAAAUUUCUGGAUUUAUAACUGAAAGGCCUUUAUCUUCAGGAUCUUAUAUUGUAAUACAUUUGUAUGAUUCAAAUAAUAAGAUGACUGAGUUAAGAUUUGAUUGUGCUUAUGGAACAACAGAUAAUUUGGUAAAUUUUUUAAUGACUCAAUGCAUUGACAGUAAUUAUUAAAUGUAUUAUUUCAAGAUAAAAAUAUUAUUGGCUUUUAAACAAUUGAUUAAAAUAUAGCUCUAGAUCAUUAUUUAAGUUUAGUUGGAAAAGAUUUACAAUUUUUGAAUCGAAAAACUAUUAAAUUAUAACCAUUACAUUGCAAUAACGAUUCAAAUAAAUUAAGUUUAAAAUCUUUUUAGUUUUUAUAAUGUAUAGGAAUGGGAGGUUUUUCUAGAGUUUAUUUAGUUAGAUCAAAAAGUAAUGGUAGAUUUCUUGCAUUAAAAUUAAUAUCAAAAUAAUUCAUAAUAGAGAAUUAAAAAUAAACAAUUGUUUAAAAUGAAAGAGAUGUAAUGGUGUAAUUAAAUUUAAGUGAUUAACAUUUAUCAAAAUAGUUUAUUUGUUAAUUGGAAUGUGCAUUUGAAUCUAAAAAUUGGGUGUGUUUUGGAAUGGAGUAUUGUCCUGGUGGAGAAUUAUUUAAUCAAUUAAGAAAGGUAAAAAGAAUGACAGAAGAAUAAGCUAAACUAUAUUUUAUUGAAGUUUGUAUUGCAAUAGGAUUUUUACAUUGUUAAAAUAUAUUAUAUAGAGAUUUAAAACCAGAAAAUAUUUUAAUAGAUAGUGAAGGACAUUUAAAGUUAGCUGAUUUUGGAUUAGCAAGACCAAACAUGGCAUCUGAUGAUGAAGCGUAUUCUUUUUGUGGAUCACCAGAAUAUAUGGCACCUGAAAUGUUAUAAUAAUAAGGACAUACUUAUGCUGUUGAUUAUUAUUGUUUAGGUGCAUUGUUUUAUGAACUCAUUACAGGAUUACCUCCUUAUUAUUCAAGAGAUACAAAUUAAAUUUUUAAAAGUAUUUUAAGUGAUCCUCUAUCAUUUCCUCCUAAUAUUGGAAGUCCUGAAGCAAGAGAUUUAAUUAGAAGAUUAUUGACAAAAAAUCCUGAGUAAAGAUUAGGUAUUAGAGGAGAUGCUGAUGCUAUAUUAUAACAUCCACUAUUUGCAUCUAUUGAUUUAAGAGAUGUUAUCAGAAGAAAAAUUGAUCCACCUUUCAAACCUAAUUUAACAUCAUUUAAUUUUGAUCCUAGUGAAUUCAAGAAAGGAGAGGUAUCUUUUAAGUUAGAAUUAUAAAAAUCAUUAUAAAGUGAUGAUGAAAACAAAUUUACAUCUAUGUUUGAAAAUUUUUAUUUUAUUAGUGAAACUUUGAAGUAAUUAUUGAAUAUAAUUAUUUUAGAUUAAAAAGACUAAGAAUUCCAAGUAGACCUACUACAUAAUCGCAAGAUUUCAAUACAAGUGAUAGAAAUUAUAAUUCUAAUAGUUCCUAAGGAAGAAGAGGAAAUUCUGCUAUUAAUGAUUAAUUAGAAAAAGGAAUUGCAUACAAAUAAAAAUUAGAAGAAAUGUAAAGAAGAGUUCAAAUGCAAAAUAGUUUAAAUAGUGGAUCAAUAAGAUAAUAUAUGGAUCCAUUAAAUAGUGUAGAUAAGCUUAAAAUGAAUAAACAAAUAAAAUAAUGA